This is a messenger RNA of Xenia sp. Carnegie-2017, 1149 nucleotides long. RefSeq names its product lys-63-specific deubiquitinase BRCC36-like. Gene Ontology annotation, molecular function: polyubiquitin modification-dependent protein binding; cysteine-type deubiquitinase activity; metallopeptidase activity. The record is from RefSeq and is a predicted model, not a curated record. Gene Ontology annotation, cellular component: BRISC complex; BRCA1-A complex. Bases 27 to 836 code for a protein of 269 amino acids. Gene Ontology annotation, biological process: double-strand break repair. The transcript is spliced from 9 exons. NCBI's taxonomy places the organism in Eukaryota, Metazoa, Cnidaria, Anthozoa, Malacalcyonacea, Xeniidae.
AAGUAUUUAUUUUCUUUCUAAACAAAAUGGCGGCAGAAAUAAAGGUAGAAAUACAAGCUGAUGCUUUCAUGGUUUGCCUCACUCAUGCAUUAUCCACUGACCGUGAGGAAGUAAUGGGUCUUCUUAUAGGCGAGGUUGAUGAAGUGAAUGCAGUGUGUCACAUAUUUACAGUCUUUAUGCUACGUCGAUCAGACAAGAGAAAAGAUCGUGUUGAAAUAUCACCAGAGCAAUUAUCAAAUGCUUCAAAUCAGGCUGAAAAAUUGGGUAAAUUAACUAAAAGGAAACGACCGAUGAGGAUUCUGGGAUGGUAUCAUUCACAUCCACACAUAACUGUCUGGCCAUCCCAUGUUGACGUACAGACACAGGCCAUGUACCAGAUGAUGGAUCCAGGAUUUGUUGGAUUGAUUUUCUCAUGUUUCAACGAUGAUAGUGCCACCUCGACUGGGCAACUGGUUAUGACGUGUUUUCAAUCGAAACCCGGCAUUAAUCCCAAUGAACUUGAAAGAGUUGAAGUGCCGGUGGAGAUUACACCGAGCGAAUGCAUCAGUGACGCUUGUCUUGUGGCACUGGAACAACUGCCGGACAUUUUGGGACAGGAAGAAGAAGAAGUGUAUCAAAAGGCGGUCAGUAAUUUAAUGGAAAAGAACGAUCUUCUGACGACAGUUCACAACGGAGCAGUUUUUACAAAAUCACUUUGUCAUGUCAUCGAAGUCAUGUGUGGACCUCUAAUGCAGGCAUUUGAAAACAGAGUGAAAAGAAACGAAAGAAAAACAAAAGAAUUAAUCAGAGAAAAAGAGGAAUUACAACGACGACUUGAAGCAAUAAAGAAUGCAUGAAAACCUUUAAAUUCGUGGCUAAGCAAUUUAUUGGAUAAAAUUCAGCAUCCCACAAAUGCAAACGCUGUCCAGUAUCUAUACAAAUACUGUAACAAGACAGACAUAACUCCUCUCCUGAUAAUUUUGCCAUACUAUCUUCCUGUUCCUAGUUCGCGAAAGCUUGCACACCUAUUUCAACUCUUAAAUCUGAUCUCAAUGAAAACACUUCGUCAAUUGCACUGUCAUUUAUAUUAAUGUAAACCCAACGAAUUAUUCCGAAGAUGUCGCGCGUAGCAAAAAGUGUCAAUAAAAUCCUUUCUCUAUGUUUCUAUUA